GUGAGGGGUGUGUGUACGCUCCCGAGGCAUGACCAGGAAACAUGGCGGCGCUCAUGACACUCAGCCAGUUAUCAAGCGGGAAUCCAGCCUACGAGAGCUACUACAGACAGCUGGAUCCAGUAAAGAGUGGCAAGAUAUCAGCUGGGGAUGCUGCUCAGUUCCUCAAAAAGUCAGGGCUGUCAGACAGUACUUUGGGAAAGAUAUGGGAUUUGGCUGACGCAGAGCGAAAGGGCUAUUUGGACAAGCGGGGUUUCUUCAUUGCCUUGAGACUGGUGGCCUCGGCACAGGCAGGACACGACGUCAGCCUCAGCAACCUCAGCCAAACAGUUGCGCCUCCUAAAUUUCGAGACACAAGCAGCCCUUUAUUAAAUGCUCCAGCAUCUGACUCAAGUUGGGCAAUAAGGCUGGACGAAAAAGGGAAGUUUGAGGGCAUCUUUGAGAGUCUGUCCCCCAUCAAUGGCCUCCUCUCAGGCGAUAAAGUCAAGCCUGUCUUGAUCAAUUCAAAACUACCUCUGGAUGUGCUGGGAAAGAUUUGGGACCUGGGCGACGCAGACAAAGACGGUUACUUGGACAAAGAGGAAUUUAUUGUGGUCAUGCAUCUUGUGUAUCGGGCAAUGGAGAAAGAGCCGGUGCCGACCACCUUACCUGCUUCUCUGAUCCCGCCCUCAAAAAGAAAAAAAGGGCCUGGCGUGCUGCCGGGUGCUGUGGCUGUCCUACCCAACCUGCCCGGGUUCUUGGGCACCUCGGCUCCUCUUAAAGACGCCCGGCGGAGCACUCCUCCUCCCCUUGUUUCUCCCCUCGCAAGCUCAACGAGCAACCUCUCCCCAAAGCACUCCUUUAGAUCAAGUAAACAGGGAGAGGAGAAUUGGGUGGUCCCAGUGGCCGACAGGGAGCGCUACAAUGAUGUCUUCAAGAAAACCGACACGGACAAUGACGGCCUGGUCAGCGGAACGGAGGUCAUUGAGAUCUUCAUGCACUCCAGCCUCUCCCAGACCAUGCUGGCACAAAUCUGGGGGCUGGCUGACACCAAACAGACGGGCAAGCUGACCCGGGAGCAGUUCUGUCUGGCCAUGCACUUCAUCCAGCAGAAGAUCACUAAAGGUGUCGACCCGCCGUCCACUCUCACACCAGACAUGAUUCCGCCCUCAGAGAGGGUGGCGGCUUCAGCAGCAAGUCCUCCUGACAUCGCUGUAGCGCCAGCAGAGCUGACGGUCACCAAAGAGCUGGAUGACCUCAGCCAGGAAAUAAGUCAGCUGCAAAGAGAGAAAUUCAUCCUGGAACAAGAGCUUAAGGAAAAGGAGGAAACCAUCAGGAAGCAAAAUAAUGCUGUUCAAGACAUGCAGCGUGACUUGGACAGGGAGAGCGGCAGCCUGCAGGACCUGGACUCCCAGAAACAGGAUGCCCAGAGGCGCCUGGACAAAAUGGACCAGCAGCGCUCCAAGCUGGAGGGGAUGCUCAAUGACAUCAAGCAGAAGUGUCAGGAAGAGACGCAGACGAUCUCCACCUUGCAGAGCCAGAUCCGCUCCAAGGAGACCGACCUGCAGAGCCAGGAGGAAGAGGUGGGCCGCACCCAGGCAGACCUUAGCCGCCUGCAGGAUGAGGAAGCCCAGCUGGAGAAGAACCUGCUGUCGGGUCGCGUUCAGCUGGACAGCAUCACCAAGUCUCUGAAGAAUGCCCAGGAAGAAAUCAGCCAGGCUCGCAGUAAGCUGUCGCUCAUCCAGGAGAACCAGAAGGAGGUUACCAAGACCAUUGAGCAGUACAACAGCGCCCUGAGCGACCUCGUGGGAGAAAGCAACACGGCUGAUGCAAGUGACCUGCUUGCAGAGAAGGAGAACGUAGUCUUCAGAAGUGCAGAUGAAUCAUUCAAGUCAAAGCUAGCUAUGUUCAACCAUACCGCUUCUAAGGAACCUCCAGCCGACCCCUUUCAGACAGAAGACCCCUUCAAAUCCAACCUCUUCAAAGAUCCUUUUGGAGAUCCUUUCAGAGAAAGUGACACCUUCAAAGGUUCCUCAUCUGACCUCCUCAGGAGGACAAGCAGCCUGUUUGGAUCCUCGGAACCUUCCGCAGGGAAACCCAAGCCUCCAAUCAAGCCUGGCUCCCACAGCCCAAAACCAAGGAAUUCAGAAAUCAGACAAUCCUGUUCUACCAUCAAAGAAAACCGUGCCUAACCGGCCUGCCCCUCCCUACGGUAAGUGUGUGUGUGUGUGUGUGUGUGUGUGACAGAGUGACUAGCACUUUGAGAUUUCUUUGGAAUAAAAGUGUGAUAAAUAAAAUCUAUUAGUUGUUGUAGUAGUAGUAGUAGUAGUACGCCCACUCAUUCUGAAUAUAAAUGGUCCUCGAGUUACAGUUUUGUUUGGUUUGGUUUGGUUUGGUUUAGUUUAUUUGAACAUGAAGGUUACAAUGGAAUACAUCUCGUGAAUCAUUUUUUGACAGUUCCACAUGUCCAAAAGGAGUAGGAAGAAGCAAAGCUUAUUUAAUCCUACCCCCCAUCCAUUCUACAUCUAGUACAGUACAUGUAGUUCACUUCCUGGAUUCCAUGUCAUGUUUUCAGUGAUAGUCAGGAUAACACAUAAUAGAUAACGGUGAGAUAACCCUCCCCCCAAAAAAAGAGAGAACAUUCAUAAUAAUGAUAAUAUGAUGACAAUACUAAAUAAAUAAAUAAAUAAAUAAGAACAAAGCUUUUUUUUUUUUUUAAACACAACAAAGAAAAUUAUAAAAAAAAUAAAUAAAUAAAUAGAAAUAAAUAAAUAACAAAUAAAAUUUAAUUAAAUAAAUAAAAAAUAAAAUAAAAUAAAAUAAAAUAGAAAAUAAAAAAAUAAAUAAAUAAAAUAAAAUAACAAACCUGACAGAACAAUCAGGACUCUUCUGCCUUGUAUUUGGCAAACAUCAACUGCUUGUAUUGUUUUUUGAAUUUGCUCAUCUCUGUACAUUGUUUGAGUUCUUUACUCAAUCCGUUCCAUAAUUUAAUUCCACACACGGAAAUGCUAUGGGUUUUCAGCGUUGUUCUCGCAUAUAAAUGUUUUAGGUUUAAUUUUCCUCUAAGAUCAUAUUUCUCCUCUCUGAUUGAGAAAUACUUGAUUAGAUUUUUGGGUAACGAGUUAUUAUUAACUUUAUACAUUAUUCUAGCGGUUUGAAAGUGUACUAAAUCUGCGAAUUUUAAUAUCUGUGAUUUUAAAAAUAAAGGGUUUGUAUGUUCUCUAUACUUGGCAUUAUGAAUUAUCCUCACAGAUCUUUUUUGCAGUACAGUGAGUGAGUGAAGAUUACUUUUGUAGUUAUUUCCCCAUAUCUCCACACAAUACGUUAGAUAUGGUAAUACUAAGGAACAGUACAGAGUGUGGAGUGAUUUUUGAUCAAGGAGAUAUUUUGCUUUAUUCAAUAUAGAGAUAUUUCUCGCCACCUUUUGUUGUAUAUAUUUAAUAUGAGAUUUCCAACUCAUUUUUUCAUCUAUUAUAACCCCAAGGAAUUUAUAUUCUUCCACUUUUUCAAUAUCCGUUCCAUUAAUUUGUAUUUGGUCGUACGUGUCCUUUCUACUAUUACCAAAUAGUAGAUUUGUGGUUACGUACGCACUCCCAUAAAUUUAAAAACAGGACGGCCAGUAAACAGGAGACUCCCUCAAGAACUAUUAACAGCGGAAGAUUACACUAUGUGCUGCUCCCACUCAGAGCCACACUACUUUCAACACUGGACUGUUAGAACCACCAUUAAGGAUAAAGAUGGUAUUGUAUCGUCUACCCAGAUGUUGUAAGUAUGAGGAAGAGGCAGUCCAUCAAAAAUCUAUUUAUUGCAAAAACAACACAGGCUACUGUGGGCUGAAUCACACCAAAACAACAUCAGCAAACCUGAUUACUUUUAGUGUUUUAUUACUGUAUUGUAUGUGCUUCAUGUGUUCUGUGUACAGUCAGUGACUUGGGAGUUAAUGUGGUCAUGACACCAAAAAAAAGUUUGAACAAAACAAUAACAAAAUACAGCGGUCCGUGUUUUGCUAGCAAUUCACGUCGAGAACAAUUAUGGGUGACACCGGCAACCAGGUGCAAACACAGCCAUGAACGCAUGUGAAUAAUGUGACAUAUUCACUACAAUAGCAAGAUUCACUAAUAUUGUGUUGUGAGGAGUGGGAUAUGUUUUACUGGCAGUGAUAGCCACUGAUAGCUAUCAACUAGCUCUAUGCACACUGUACAGUGCUGAAGACGAGUGACUACGGUUAUAUUGUAGUUCAGGAAGCAAUUUGGCAUGAAAAACCAUAUUCUAUGAUUUGUAGUGAUGCUGCAAUCAAAGACGGCCCUUUGGAUUUAUUCUUGCACGCUCCAACAGAUAGCACAUUAGCCACCUACUGUAGCUAGUGCGUCAUAACCAAGCAAGUUGGGAAUCAACAGUGCAUUAUUGUAGAGAAUGUUAGUUGAAAAAAUGUGGUUUGACUUACUGCCACCUUGGCACACCUUUCCACGGUCGAAUGUCUUGUGGGGUUUUGACUUUCUAUUUCCAUUUGCAGGGCAGUAUUGAAACCCUUGUCCCACGAAGUUUGACGAUCAUCUGACAAGGCAAAUGGUGUCUUUUUAGAAAUGUCAAUAAGCUUACUCAGUCUCCUCGAGUGUUUCAGCAAAAGCCUUCAACACAGCGAGUAGGCAUAAUAGGCAAAGCAAGUUUAUUUAUAGAUCACAAUUCGUACACAAGGUGAUUCAAAGUGCUUUACAGAAAAAAAGGAUAAAAUCAUUCCAUAAAACAUAAAAUCAUUACAUACGAUUCCAUAACACAAAAAAGAAAGAAUUCAAAUUAAAGACUGAAGAUAGAAUACUUCAGUUGUCAAAUGCACAGUUGAGUAGAAGUGUUUUCAGCCUGGAUUUGAACAUUACCAAAGUUGAAGAUUGUUGCACAUUUUCUGGAGGACUGUUCCAAAUUUUGUCAAGAUAAAACUGAAAUGCAGCCUCACCAUGUUUAGUUUUGACUCUGGGCACCCGCAGGAGACCACUCUCUGAGUGUCUCAGGGACCAAGAUUGUUCAUGUGGUUCAAACAUGCCAGAGAUGUACUUUGGCACAAGACCAUGAAAAGACCUGUAUACAAGCAAAGCUGUUUUAAAGUCUAUUCUCUGAGCGACAGGAAGCCAAUGCAGAGACCUGAGUAAUGGACUAAUAUGGUCAUAUUUCCUGGCUCUCGUCAGGACUCGAGCAGCAGCAUUCUGCAUGUACUGCAGCGGUUUUACUGCGUGUUUAGAGAGCCCGGUGAGAAGGCCGUUACAGUAGUCUAGCCUGCUGGAGACAAAAGCAUGGAUUACCGUAGUCUCUCUAGUCUCUCUAGAUUUGGCAAUGUUUUUUAGGCUGUCAAAAGCUACUGAUGUUAUUGGUUUGAUGUGGCUGUUAAAGGUUACAUCUGAGUCCUUUUAUUACCCUUAGAUUUCUAACCUGCUGAUUAGGUUUUAGAGAAAGAGUCUCAACGUGAAAAGCAUGUCAUUUGCAUUGACAUUUUGGUGUGUAUUACUAUUGAAAUUUGUAAAGAAAAAAGCAAAAAUGUAUUAGUGAGUUGUUUAUAUAGAACACCAAAGUCAAGCAUUGAAAUGUUCAAGGAUUGGAUCAAGUCAACCUUAAUAGACAUCAGCUAAAAAAUAACUUUUGUAUGUUGGGACUUCAAUAUUGAUCUUCAGAAUCCAAUAAGCACAAGAUAAUAGAUGACUUUGUGGAUACAAUGUGCAGUUUGAGUCUAUAUCGUAAAAUCACUAGACCAAGCAGACUAACACACCAUUGUGCCAUGCUAAUUGAUAAUGUAUUCAUUAAUGAUUUUUGAUAAUAACGUGACUAUUUGGUCUGCCGAUUAAUGAUAUCAGUGAUCUUCCAGUGUUUAUAAUUUACAAUGAAAACUACGGGAAGAUCUGGAAUAACAAAGUUGGGAGUGCGUCUAUUGUGAUAUUAUGUGGAUGAAACAUACGAACACUUUCUAAAUAUUUAUAUGAAGUUCUAUGAUAUGCACUGUCCAUUGUGGGGAAUUGUGCAAUAAGCAAAAGAAGAGAAUAUGCAAAAGAGAAUAUUAUAGUAAACUAUUAAAGAAUGAAAAACAACAUUAGAGCAACAUGGGGCAUUCUAAACAGUAUUAUCAGGAAUGGAUCCAAAAAAGCAGAUUACCCUCAAUAUUUGUCAUAAUAAUAAUAAAUAAUAAUAAUUUGAAACAUGUAAAUGCCCAAAAAUUUGGAUAUGAAGUAGGUAAUUGAAAUGUUCAAUAAAUACUGUCUAAUCAUUGGACCAAAUUUAGAGGAAAGGAUCCCAAAUAACUUAUCAGCUAUGCGACAGCUCAUUUAAAAAAAAAAAAAAAAAAAAAGACAUAAAAGACAAAAAAUAAUGAAAUGACUAAAAAGAUGGUUUGAUUUAAAAACAGAUUAUCCCUGAACCCAAGUAAAACUAAAAUCAUGCUAUAUGGUAAUAGUAGAAAUGAUACCUAUGAUAUAAAUAGAUGGCGUGGACAUUGACAGAGUGAAUGAAAAUAAAUUUCUAGGCGUAUAAUAGAUGACAAAAUGAGUUGGAAAUCCCACAUUAUAAAUAAACAACAUAUGACAAGAGAUACUUUUAUACUCCAUAAAGCAAAAUCACUCCAUGCUCUGUAUUGUUCUUUAGUCUUACCAUAUCUAACUUAUUGUGCGGCGAUAUGGGGAAAUAACUAUAAAAGCAGACUUCACUCACUAACUGUACUACAAAAAAGAUCAAUUAGGAUAAUCCUUAAGGCCUCUUAUAGAACACAUAUAAACCCCCUAUUCCUGAAAUCACAUCUAUUAAAAUGUGUUGACCCGGUAAACCUCAAACAGCUAAAAUUAUACAUAAAACAAAAAUAACCAGCUACCCAAAAACGUAAUAUGAUUCUUCUCAAAACCUUCUGCAUAUCAGUAUGUGGAACAGAUUGAGAGAAGAACUCCAACAAUGCACUAAAAUGACUCAUUUCAAAAGACAGUACAAGCAGUGGACAGUGCUACACAUUGUUAUAUUGCUUUAUCAUUUUCUCAUGUUAUUCAGAACUGGCAAAGGUAACAUGUCGAAUGGGAAAUGGACAAACGUAUCAGCAAUUGAAAUGCAGUUGGCAAUUGUGAAAUGUAUUAGCAAAUUGUUGUGCAACAAAGAGGGAUAGAGUGGAAUGAGAUGUGCUUCUUUUUACUCCUUUUGGACAUGUGGAACUGUCAUGUGAUGUAUAUUAUGUGAAAGCAUGUGAGAAAAAAAUGUUAAAUCAAAUCAUCAUCAUCAUCAUCAACGUGACUAAUAACACUUUCUCUUUGUUUCUGUGGGCCACAGACAGUGAUUUCAGUUUUGUCAGUUUAGCUGGAAAAAGUUGUUUUGUAUUCACACACUGAUCUGUUUGAUACAGUGACAAAGUAAAUCUGCAGGACCAUGUUCACCUGCUGUCAGUGACGCGUAGAUAUGAGUGUCGUCUGCAUAGUUGUGGGCGGCAUGGCUCAGGUGGUAGAGUGGUCCUCUCCCAACGUGAAGCUUGCGGGUUCGAUCCUCCGUGAUCGCGUCGAAGUAUCCAUGAGCAAGAUACUGGUUUAAAUGUCACAUUCUCAAGAGGUGACAAAAAAAGAUACAUUUUUCAACAUUCGAGCAUAGGUCUGACACAGGAAAUAUGCAUUUCUAUAUUAUUUUUGACUGCUGAAAUAACAAAUUUAUCAUGUGGUUUGGUGUCAUGACUAGUAUAAUUUAGGUGCAAGAUCCUAUUUACACCUAAACUCGACUUCCAUCACGGUCUAGGAAUGAAACUCGUAGAUAACCCAAGGACCACCUGUACAUACUUUUUUUGGGGUUGCGUGAUGUGAAUCCACACUUCCCUAUUUGAGCUUCGAGGUGCAACGUUCUUCCUUUUGAACUUGUCAACAGGAAGCCUGCCGCUCGAGAUACGUUGCACGCCGUGGGUUCACAUACAAUGACGUGACCCUUGACUUAACCCACUUUUAAACUGUGCAAUGAUUUGGAGAAUCAAAAAACAUACACUCAAGUUCAUUUGUGUGUGUGUGUGUGUGUGUGUGUGUGUGUGUGUGUGUUAGUCAUGCAAAUCCCACAGGCCAUGCCCAGCACGUGCCCUUCCGCUGUGACCUUGCACUUGUGCUUUUAAGCAGAAGCCGCAGCAUGAGAAAGUCAGUGUUCCCCUUUGCUUGACCACAUAGAGUGGCAGUGGUGUGUGUGUAUGUGUGUGUGUGUUUGUGUGUGUGUGCGCGCGCACGCACGUGGUGUGUGUACCCAGCCAAGCCAGCUUGUGUUGGGCCUCAUACAUGAUGGGGUAUGAGUCUAUGGCUGAAAAGGUGUCGCUGUCCUGCAAAAACAAAUUUCUUGUUAAGAAAGAGGGCACCUGAGCGCAGACCUCUGUCAAGGACAAACUUGACAUCCAGGACACGCACCUUAAUCCAGAUUCUCACCAGUUUCUUCUUUGUCCCAUGCCACACAUUGGUCAAAAAUAAGGCAAGCAUCAAUAGAAAGACAGACCACGACCAGUUUUAAUGUCCACUCUUAAGUCCUUUUGUGUGCCAGUGUGACGACAGAUCGCUACGGAUACUGUACAGUACAUGUAUUUUGCAAGGCCGCUGCACUUUGCAUCCUGUCGCAAUUGUGCAACACAAUAUUGCCCUUCUGGAUUUAAAUGCCCCUUCUCCAGAGCAUUCACUUCAAGAUACAUUUCCUCCGACAGCCUCAGUUAGCGUGUCCAAAGACAGUCCCUCAAGUUUUGAAGGUUUUUGCUUUUUCUUUGUUUUUUUGCAUCUGCAUCAGUCAAAAGAUCAGACGACUUCCCCUGCUUUGAGAGCUUUACAUUGGCAUUUGUUGGCUAUGCACCAACAUGCUUACCAUGGAGGAGAAUCAUGACUCACCUCGACUGCUUAAUGCUUCCGUGCCGUCCAUUCCGCCAUGCAGUGCCGUCCACGUCUGAAAGUACCACUUUUUGGUGUCUGUUCUGUGAGGAGAUGAGCUUUGGGCUCAGUAUCUGUUAGCUACUUGGUGCUGCUAGCUCUUGCUAAAUAAUCAAAUAUGGCGACUAGUAAUGCUAAAAUGCAGCCACCUAGCAUUGUAACUGAUUGGUCAGGGUAUCGGACCUUGUGACGCAACCAGGACAUCCUCCCAGAGGUAGAACGCCCCAUUUUAGCUACUGCUAUGAUGUCCCGUUAUUUUUUUGUUUUGUAGCUGGCGUAGCCUACAGUGGAAAUUGUACUGUUCCAAGCCAAACCUAACCAUACCGCUUGAUAGAAACCAGGUUUAUGAAAGGAUGUUGAGAUUUAUGAAAAACGGGAUUUUGCAUCACCCACUAAUUUGUCCAUUGUCUGCAAGACCACCCUCUAGUGGCAUAUCUGCCAACAUGUACACUUUUUUUGUACUGCGCAUGCAUUUUGACCCUUGGUUACGCUUUGCUGCUCUACUGGUACACAUUUUGCUGCACUUUGCAGAUUUCAGUUUUGAAUUUGGUCUCUGAAGCGAGGAUUAUGCUCCUGCACAGAAGUGCCAGUGUGCACUACGCCAGCUCGCUCCUUUCCCUCCAAACCCUCUUGCAUAGCUUGACGUGCACCACUUGCGGACCGUAAAGGCUGUGAUUGGUUGACUUUUUUAAAAAUAUAUAUUUCCUGUGUGUAUACAACUUGUUCAGAUGGUGUACAGCCUAAUUUUACAAACGAGUUCAGAUCAACAUUUGCGAUAAAAGUGAUGGCUCCAUUGGAAACACAGAGCGAUACCAUUCCAAACCCGACCUAACCGUACCGCACUGUGGAAAUGUGCGGAUGUUGUGAGUUAUAAAAAGAAAACAAACCAAAACAAAAGGAUGUUGCUCCACCGACACCAACCGUUUGUCUUUGUCCAUCAUUGUAAGGGUGCCUUCUAGUGGAGUUAUAAUGCGUGGUGGCCCCUCCCUUGUCUGGCUCAGCUCUCACGUGACAUGAAUUGUUUUUUCCUCCUGUGUGUCACCAUGAUAAGUUGUUUAUUUUGUCUUCUCCUGGCAGAAAUUGAAGGCAAGCAGGUAAGCUCAGCCAUGUAGUCCACCCCAGAAUUUUUGCAUGUGAUCAUGAGCACGUUGAAAAAUGUCUCGCUGAUCCAAGCUGGCAUGUACAAGAAAAAUGUGGGCAAAAUGUCUCAUGUCUCUGCGCUUUCAUCUGCUUUGCAAUCUCAAAUCACCCAAGCUGUGUUUGGAUGUACUUUUACUUGCAUUUUUUAUUUUUUUUAUUUUAUUUUAUUUAUUUAUUAAAUUUUUUUUUACAAAUUUGCAUCCCAGAUCCAAGUUGAGCCUUUGGCCUCUGCUGUAUUUCCUCGGUUAAAGUCUUAUUUUGGGGUUUCUAGUUUGGAAGUGAAAGCCAGCAGCUGGAGUGGGCCAAGCGUGAGAGCGAGCGCGAGGAACGCGACAGGCUGCGGCGGCUGCGGCUCAAGGAGCAGCAGGACCUGGAGCUGGCCAUCGCUCUCAGCCGGGCCGACAU
This is a messenger RNA of Dunckerocampus dactyliophorus (ringed pipefish), 10409 nucleotides long. Its product is annotated as epidermal growth factor receptor substrate 15-like 1. The coding region runs from base 42 to 2168 and encodes 708 amino acids. The record is from RefSeq and is a predicted model, not a curated record. Gene Ontology annotation, biological process: endosomal transport; endocytosis. The transcript is spliced from 20 exons. Lineage: Eukaryota; Metazoa; Chordata; Actinopteri; Syngnathiformes; Syngnathidae. Gene Ontology annotation, cellular component: clathrin coat of coated pit; plasma membrane; cytoplasm. Gene Ontology annotation, molecular function: cadherin binding; calcium ion binding.